AAUUGUGUUGUGCUUGAGUCAAACCCCACACUUAUUUUUGGUCUUCUUUUUUAGGUGUGGAAUGGCGGCAGAGAGUUCUGUAUUUAUCAGUUUGUAGGGUUUAAAUUAAAGCUUGGAAAACACAAAAAAAUGUCUGACAAGGAGGAAAUGGCUUCAGAAGGAAGCCUGAAUGUUACACUGACGCUGAGGCUGCUGAUGCAUGGAAAGGAAGUUGGCAGCAUAAUCGGGAAGAAAGGAGAAACAGUGAAGAAAAUGAGGGAGGAGAGUGGCGCUCGUAUCAACAUAUCAGAGGGAUCAUCUCCCGAGAGAAUAAUUACCAUCACAGGACCUACAGAGGGCAUCUUCAGAGCGUUCUCCAUGAUCGCACAGAAGUUUGAGGAGGAUAUUACCGCAGCGAUGACAAACAGCAACGUGACAAGCAAGCCACCUGUGACACUUCGCCUGGUUUUCCCAGGAAGCCAGUGUGGCUCCCUGAUUGGCAAAGGAGGCUCAAAGAUCAAAGAGAUCAGAGAGACCACAGGCGCUCAGGUUCAGGUGGCAGGAGACAUGCUGCCGGACUCUACAGAGAGGGCUGUCACAAUCUCCGGCACUCCACAGGCCAUCACUCAGUGUGUAAGACACAUCUGCUCUGUCAUGCUGGAGGCUUUUGCAAUUCCAGGGCAGUAUGCAUUUGCGCAUCAAGAUUUGACCAAGCUUCACCAGUUGGCUAUGCAGCAUAUCCCCCUCCCUUCCCUUGGGCAGAGCAACCCUACCUUCCCUGGUACGUACCCACGGCUCCCCAGGGAAGUCCAUCUAUCCCUCUGUCUUCACUCCUCUUCGAAAUCACAGCAUUCCUUGUCCUACUUUGCAGGAUUGGAUGCAUCGGCCCCCACAAGUUCACAAGAGCUGGCAAUACCUAAUGAUUUUAUUGGCUGCAUAAUUGGAAGACAGGGCAGCAAGAUCAAUGAGAUUCGCCAGGUCUCUGGAGCUCACAUCAAAAUUGCCAGCGCUACUGAUGGCUCAGCCAUGCGCCAAGUCACGAUCACGGGCUCGCCGGCCAGCAUCAGCGUCGCCCAGUACCUCAUCAACGCCAGGCUCUCAUCAGUGCAAACAGGCUUGGGUGUUCUGUAGUAGCGUUGCGCUGUUGCAGUUCUGAUGGGAUUAUCCUAAAGCCACAUUGGAUUCUAGUGGAUUUCACUCUACACAGUAAUCCUGUAGAGCGGGACUGGCCUAACUCAUUUAUUGUUUCUGUACGCUAGCUUGUUUUCUUGUUUAUUCUCCAACCUAAAUGACUGGAAUGCUUCAGCACGGAAAUGGACGCUGAGCAAUUAUUUUAAUAAAUGUUUUAUUCAUGUGUUUCUGAUGUGGGUCUACCCCCAAACAAUGCAGAUUUGUAAUAUUUGUUGAUGAAAUGACUUUGAAAUAAAUGGGACUUUUUAU
This is a messenger RNA of Centropristis striata (black sea bass), 1419 nucleotides long. RefSeq lists its product as uncharacterized. Gene Ontology annotation, biological process: negative regulation of mRNA splicing, via spliceosome. Gene Ontology annotation, cellular component: cytoplasm; nucleus. The transcript has 12 exons. The record is from RefSeq and is a predicted model, not a curated record. Gene Ontology annotation, molecular function: mRNA binding. NCBI's taxonomy places the organism in Eukaryota, Metazoa, Chordata, Actinopteri, Perciformes, Serranidae. Bases 130 to 1110 code for a protein of 326 amino acids.